AUGUCGAUGAUUUCAAGCAGUUUCCGUCACGGAUGCACCAACAUCAUGGACCCAUUCUCUGUCACUAUGUAUUGGCAAGAAACAACUCUUGUCCUCGACGCACGUGUCGCUGGUUACAACAACGAAGAGGUGAGGGUGCAGUUCAGAGACAAAAGGGUUUUGUUCAUCAUCGCGGAAAGUCCAAGUUGUGGAAGCUGGUUCAUGAAGAGGAUCCAACUGCCGGAGGAUGUCAAUGUGGAGCAAACCAAGACGGUGGUUGCUGACGGCAUGCUCAAGAUAAUCAUACCCAAAGGGAAUGUGAAUCAGCCCCAGAUCAGAUUGAUCAGAAAUAACUCUGCAAUAAUAGCCAGCGUCUCAGGACGACGCCGUGGCUGCUUUUUCUGGUAG
Molecule: messenger RNA, 387 nt
Organism: Juglans microcarpa x Juglans regia
Lineage: Eukaryota; Viridiplantae; Streptophyta; Magnoliopsida; Fagales; Juglandaceae
Product: 17.4 kDa class I heat shock protein-like
Exons: 2
Coding region: 1-387 (128 amino acids)
Source: RefSeq, a predicted model, not a curated record